Sclerotinia borealis F-4128 is the source of this 2031-nucleotide messenger RNA. NCBI's taxonomy places the organism in Eukaryota, Fungi, Ascomycota, Leotiomycetes, Helotiales, Sclerotiniaceae. The record is from the annotation of a GenBank genome assembly.
AUGCCUCAAAGACUUCCUCGAAAUCCGUUUGCUAGUUCUAUUACGUCUGCGGUUAUUACACCGCAAUCCGACAAACCUACCGCUCGUAGGCCGUCGACCUCGAAGGGUAACAGAUUGGCCAAUUUCUUCACCUCUUCACCAAAGAGUAAGGAACAACAAUCUGCUCAGGCGGCUCUUCUUGCUGCUGUUGCCGCACAACAACAGCGUCUUCUGGAUAAUCCAUCUCCCAGUCCACCAUCUCUAUCUCUCCCAACCAUUUCUCUCUCGACUGCAAAGGGUGGUGAGGCGAAUAUGGAUGAACUGCCUACAACUCUUUUCCAGCCACCUUCUGUCGCAGAAGCUAAUCUACAAGCAAAAAGAGAGGCACAAUUCGGACCACUCAACCACCCAAGCCAUAAAUAUGUUAGCCAGCAUCAUGGAAUUUUUGAGGAUCCAGUUCUGGACGAACCACCUUACUACUACCUUCUUACCACCUACAUCAGUUACUUGGUCUUGAUUAUAUUUGGGCAUGUUCGGGAUUUCUUUGGAAAAAGAUUCAAGCCUGAAUCCUAUCGACAUCUCACAGCUGCCAAUGGUUAUGCCGCUCUUAACAGCGAUUUCGACAAUUUCUACGUACGUCGAUUGAAGCUGCGCAUUGAUGAUUGUUUCGCUCGUCCAAUUACCGGCGUUCCCGGCAGAUACAUCACUCUCAUAGAUCGAAAGACCGAUGACUUCAAUAAGAACUAUCAAUAUACCGGCACAUACACAGAAACUUUGAAUUUGAGUUCUUACAACUAUCUCGGAUUCGCACAGUCUGAAGGACCAUGCGCUGACGCCGUGGAAGAGACCAUCAAGAAGUACGGAAUUAGCUCUGCAAGUCCUCGAGCGGAUUCCGGUACUUCCGAUUUGGCAUUGGAAGUUGAAGACCGGGUUGCCAAAUUUGUUGGAAAGCCUGCCGCAAUGGUCUUCUCAAUGGGUUUCGCGACGAACGCGACUGCUUUUCCAGCGUUGGUUGGGAAGGGUUCGCUCAUCAUCUCUGAUGAAUUGAAUCACGCUUCUAUUCGUAUCGGCGCACGUCUUUCGAGAGCUAUGAUCAUGUCCUUUAAGCACAAUGAUAUGAAUGAUUUGGAAAGGUUACUCCGGGAAGUCAUUUCUCAAGGUCAACCUAGAACUCAUCGACCGUGGAAGAAGAUCUUGGUGGUUGUUGAAGGUCUUUACUCCAUGGAAGGUACAAUGGUCAACUUACCGGGAGUCUUGGCCCUCAAGAAGAAGUACAAGUUCAAUCUGUUCAUCGAUGAGGCUCAUUCUAUUGGUGCUAUGGGUCCUCGUGGUCGUGGAGUGUGUGAUUACUUUGGAAUUGAUCCUGCCGAGAUUGAUAUCCUUAUGGGAACUCUCACCAAAUCCUUCGGUGCCAACGGAGGUUACAUUUCAGGAGAAAAGCAUAUCAUCGAUAAAUUAAGGCAAACCAACGCAGCAACCAUGUAUGGUGAAUCACCUACCCCACCAGUCUUGAUGCAAAUUCUCAGCGCCUUGAAGAUCAUAUCUGGGGAACUUGUCCCUGGUCAAGGUGAAGAGAGAUUACAGCGAAUUGCAUUCAACUCAAGAUAUCUCCGAUUAGGAUUGAAGCGUCUCGGUUUCAUUGUGUAUGGUCAUGAUGAUUCUCCAAUUAUCCCAAUUGUCUUAUACAACCCAGCCAAAAUGCCUGCUUUCUCUCAUGAAAUGCUCCGAAGGAAGAUAUCCGUCGUCAUUGUCGGUUAUCCCGCCACACCACUCAUCUCAUCCCGCGCCCGUUUCUGUGUCUCCGCAGCUCAUAAUAAGGAUGAUAUGGAUCGUAUCUUAGCCGCUUGUGACGAGGUUGGAGACGUUCUUCAGCUCAAAUUCUCCACUGGUGUAGCAGGUGGUGCCGAGCAUUUACCUGAUGGCGUUACAGUCGAGAUGGAAAAGGAAUGGCAAAAGGCCAAUGGUCUUCAAGGAGUUGUUAAACCCCCACGCUGGUCGUUGAGAGAGGUUGUCGCAAAUGGUGUAGCGGAUGUCAAAGAACAUUUGCGGUGA